Messenger RNA from Acipenser ruthenus (sterlet), 3905 nucleotides. RefSeq names its product elongation of very long chain fatty acids protein 5-like. The record is from RefSeq and is a predicted model, not a curated record. Gene Ontology annotation, cellular component: endoplasmic reticulum; endoplasmic reticulum membrane. NCBI's taxonomy places the organism in Eukaryota, Metazoa, Chordata, Actinopteri, Acipenseriformes, Acipenseridae. The transcript is spliced from 9 exons. Gene Ontology annotation, molecular function: fatty acid elongase activity. Gene Ontology annotation, biological process: fatty acid elongation, saturated fatty acid; very long-chain fatty acid biosynthetic process; fatty acid elongation, polyunsaturated fatty acid. Bases 198 to 1082 code for a protein of 294 amino acids.
GAAGCUCGCAAAAUUUUAAUUUACUGAUAUUUUUUUAAAGAUAAAGAAAUACAAUAGAUUACAUUUGGCAAUCAUUUCAAAAAUUAUUUACAAAAAAGAUAUAAAGCCUAAAAGAAGCCAAGGCAACGUUGAGCAGCUCUGUUCUUUUCUGUUGAAACUAAGAGUCCACGAUUAUACAAAGGGAACAGAGGUUUAAAAUGGAGACCUUAAAUCAAGCAACCAAUGCUUAUAUAGAAUCUUGGAUGGGUCCAAGAGAUACCAGGGUUCGAGGGUGGCUUCUUCUUGCCAACUUUUUACCUACCUUUGUGCUUACACUUCUGUACCUCUCCAUUGUCUGGAUAGGACCAAAAUACAUGAAAAAUAAGGAGCCAUUUUCUUGCAGGCGUGUGCUUGUGGUCUAUAACAUCGGAUUAACACUGCUGUCCUUUUACAUGUUCUAUGAGUUAGUUACAGGAGCAUGGGAGGGAGGAUACAAUUUCUUCUGCCAGGACACUCACAGUGGCGGGGAAGCGGACAUGAAGAUUGUACGUGUCCUCUGGUGGUAUUACUUCUCAAAGCUCAUUGAGUUCAUGGAUACCUUUUUCUUCAUUUUAAGAAAGAAUAAUCAUCAGAUUACAUUUUUGCACGUCUAUCAUCAUGCAACCAUGCCUAACAUCUGGUGGUUUGUCAUGAACUGGGUGCCAUGUGGACACUCCUAUUUCGGGGCCAGUUUAAACAGCUUUAUUCAUGUCUUGAUGUACUCCUACUAUGGACUCUCAGCCAUUCCUGCAGUGCGACCUUACCUGUGGUGGAAGAAAUACAUAACUCAAGGGCAACUGAUCCAGUUUUUAUUAACAAUGUUCCAGACUACCUGUGCUGUCUUUAGGCCAUGUGGAUUCCCAAUGGGUUGGCUAUAUUUCCAGAUAUGUUACCUGAUAUCUCUCAUUGCUCUCUUCUCUAACUUCUAUAUUCAGACAUACAAGAAACAUGGUUUAUCACGAAGAAAAGAGUAUCAGAAUGGAUCUGCAGCUUCUCUAAAUGGGCACUCUAACGGUGUUUCUUCCCUGGAUAAUGUGACACAAAGAAAACUAAGAAAAGAUUGACUUAUGCCCAAAUGAGCACACCAUGACUAAUCUCACAAUCUGAAAUGUUAGCACAUUAAGAAUUCCCUUACGGAGAAAAUCAUUUUGGGUUUACAUAAAAAAAGAACAUUCACAAUUAUCUCUAAAUAUAAAGCUCUCUCGCUCUCUCUCUCUCUCUCUCUCUCUCUCUCUCUCUCUGUAUAUAUAUUACAAUACAAACAAAGUAAUAUUAACCCUAAAUAACCUCCUAAAGCACACAUGGCCCUGUUAUUCAUAUUAAAUUAAUGCUAAUUAUGGUUAAGGGAACAAGAUUUUUAGUUUAUAAAAUAAAGGUACCUAUUGCUUAUUUUUAUAACGAGAUGAAGUAGGCUGAUAAAUUUGCCCCAGCACACCUCCCAACUCCUUUUUUAUUUUAGCCUGUUUUUAGUGUGGUGAUGUAUGUAUUCCUAGCAAGGAUAGGUAUUUUAUAAUCUCUUGCCUCAAACUCAUUCAGUGUGUUCAGUCUUACAUUUCCAAAUGUAAAUGAGGGAAACCUCACAACAAAUAUGCAUAAGCGGUUGUGGUCGUCAAUCUGCAACACACACACACAUGUCUCUGCCCUUACCAAGUGAUCUCCAGUGGCAAUGCAAUGUUUCUGUAGCAUGUUUCGCAUUUUGACAUCCACACUGCUUCUCAAUUGCAGAAACACAGCUACUGUCUCAAGACAACUCUGCAAUAUUAUUUUAAAAUCAAUUGCUGUCAGUUGCCAUUGAGGUUUUGGUCCAAAUCACUGGUUUUAUAAUGGAACCCAAAGGACAUUUUUCAAACUUGUAUCAAAAAAAGGUCCAACCCCCAUUUCAAAAGAGUAUUAUUAAAAACAUGCUGUGAAAAUAAAAUGUCUGUAGGUUAUUCCACAUAUGAUGAUCUGAAUAACUGAAUUGGGCAUCUUUCCUGGAACAUGUUAAUAUUUCUUAUAGGACAUUUCUCAGAUCACUUACUAUAAAAGGCCUAAUGUUAUAACAUGCAUUUCACACCUAAUGUGAUGAAGGGUCAUUUUAUAGAUCUAAUAUCUGUAGUAUCAAAAACCACACGCUCAUAAAAAUGUGAUAAAUCUGAGAAACCUUUUUAUGUUUUUUUUGUAGAUUGCUAAACAAGUUCAUUGAAAAUGUAGACAUUUGUUUUUUUGAGUCUACAAGGAAUGUAGCUAGAAAUUUAGCAAAUAACACACUUAACUUUUAUGAGUGACAAAAAACCAGUUGAACUUUCAUGUAAAAGGACUCCUUUCACACUGGCAUUUCUAUCAGGGUCUGGACCUGGGUUCUGGCUGCCCGGGUCACAAUCCUGCAUAGUGUGAAACCACGUACCUGGUUUGUAUUCAGGUUAACCCGGGUCCCAGUGACCCACCUCAGGAUGUGGUUUGACACGCUUUGACCUGGGUUGAGUGAGACAAACUGCACGAUGGCCGACGAAAUAACGAGUAGCCACGCCUGCGUGAAGGUUUUACUUCCGCAAGGAGCGUUUCUGUUUAUUCUGUUUAGCCAUAUUUUGAGACACAGCAUGAGCCAGAUUGCAGCAGGGAUGAAGAAACAUUUGCUCUAAUCAACAUUUGGGCCGACGGUUCAAUCCAGAGAAGCUUGGAUGGAAGCGUUUGUAAGAAGCUGCUUCCGGGGCAUUGAUACAUGUAUUGUUUACUUGUGUCUGUCACCCAGGUCAACCCUGCUUUAUCAAAAGCAGUGUGAAAUCAGGUCCUGACCCGGGUAGGUUCCGACCCAGGUAGAGCAUGCCAGUGUGAAAGGGGCUUAAUAUUUAUGCCCUCAGGAAAUCGGCUUCCUUAACUUACAUUAUUGCAAAAAGGUGUUGGCAAUAAGGCAAAUACAAAAAUGAUUCAGGGUAAUGUAAAUAUAAUUACAUGUUUAUAUCCUAGUUGCAGUGUCAGUUAAGGCAAGCUUGUAUAUCAUAAUAAAUAUAUCAUUAAUAUAAAAAUUAAUUUAUAUAUAAUCAGUUAAUUGUUGCAUUUUUGUAUUCGCCUUGUGGUUUUGCAGUAUGUUCAGUACGUUCAGUGACUAAGGGGUAGAUGUACUGAUGGGCCCGUCGCAACGCAAACAUACCACAAUUUGCGUUUUCGUUACGACAAUUCGCAAAGUGCACAUUUUGUCAUGUACUAAAAAAAUAUUUUAAUGAAGACAGCCGCGAUACACUAAUUUAAAAAUUAUUUGCAUCAUCUUAGCGAGAGUUGUGUGACAUUUUUUUAAAUAAAAUAGCGGGAGUUGAGUUGUGGUUUGCUGCAGCAGAGGGUGCCUGAAGGAUAACGUUUAUACAUGCAAGGGUGCAAGAAUCAAAAUAACAUGUUUUUGUUAAAUGUAAACACCAUCUGUACAAAGCAUACUGUUCUGUCUUCAUUUUACCUGUUUUAAUACUGUUAUAUAAAUAAAAUAAAAUGCAGUUUAAUCCUAUCAGAUUCUGUAGUGAGGCACCAACCUUCACCCCCAAAAAGCUUUUCAUAAUCAUACAGUAGCCCCUCGCUAAACCGGACAUGUUUGUCCAACAUAAGGAGGUGUCGGAUUUAAAAUCAAUACAAUAAAAUCGCACACACAUACAUUUACAUUUCUCAGUGUAUUUUAAAUAUAAAUCAUUGCGCUGAAAUAACACUAAUGUGUUUUGGGUACGCUACACAUAACAUUAUGUAAAAAUAAAAAUAUAAAUCUGUACAGUAGGCCUAUACAGUAUACAGUACAGUAGUAAAAUCAAAUGAAUAUCUAGCACACUUUCUUUUUACUUUAGCCUACUGGUAACACAAAAUAAAUCAUGCUGCUGCAUUGUACACAUUGGUGUACAAUGCGAAUAAAAGAUUAUUUUAAAUUGAAA